UCAUCCGAAAGCCCCAUAAGGCGGCCUCGCACUACCAUGGCAUGGUUAGCAGUCAGCAGCUUGCGUUGUUAUCAGCAACAGCGGCAGCAGCUCUGCCGUAGAGGGUAGCCUUGCCCCAAAAUCAUCGCCCCAACUAGACGACGGCCCGCGGCGGCAGUAGCGAGAGCAAGCGUGCACACGACUACCACUCUACCAGCACGCACGCAGCACGCAAGGAUCUGUAACACUGAAGCUGUGUGUGUGUGUAUGUAUGUACGCGUGUGUUUGCCGCACGCGUAUGUGUGGUAGUGGCGGCAGUGUUUCGUUCACAGAUAAAGGAGUGCCCUGCAGUUUAGAGGAAAUUCACAGCAAUUCGCAAUAACGUGAUAGCGUGAACACAAAAGAGGGAUUUGUCGGUGAGUGACAGUGCGUGCAUGUGUGUGUAUGUGAAUCUGUCCCCCAUUCAUCACGCCAUGUCCAGCUAACUGAGUAAAAUACACCGCGUAGGUGCCUUCCCUUCAUCUCCCUCUUCCCAUCCAUCUCUACUGGCAGUGGGUGAGGAAAGGCGUUUCCUCGUUGUGGUAUUUUCCUUACCCCAAUCCAACCCACCCCACCACAUCCACACCUCUAUCUCUCUCUCCAACGUCACACACACUCGUACACGUUCGGGAGUGCACACACACUCGCGUGUUAGUGCGAUACCUGGUGCGAUUCGGUAAUGUCGCACGGCGAUCCUUUCCGCGAAUAGCCGUAGUCGUCCUCGUCGUCGUUCCAGAGCGUGUGAAACACCUGGUGAAGGUGGUGCUGCAGUGUGUAGAAGGUACUGCUAGCUGCUCUGGCACGCCAGUAACUCGUUGGAAAGUUGAGGCGCUGGGGUACGGCAGCACACGAGCGGUGAGGCGUUGGCCCUCGUGACGUGGCGUGACGUUGUGCAGUAAUCGGAAGAAACGGGUAUCACAUUGCGGGCAAGAUGCGUCCGAGUGUGCUAAUCCUGUCGGUGCUGUUAGCACUGCAGCACUAUCUAGGGAUGGGGUCCUGUUCCGAGGACGAGGAACGGCUGGUGCGUGACCUGUUUCGCGGUUACAACAAGCUCAUUCGCCCGGUACAAAACAUGACACAGAAGGUGGACGUGCGGUUCGGACUCGCCUUCGUGCAGCUGAUUAACGUGAACGAAAAGAAUCAGAUUAUGAAAUCGAACGUGUGGUUGCGGUUGGUGUGGAGCGACUACCAGCUGCAGUGGGACGAGGCUGAUUACGGCGGCAUCGGUGUACUGCGGCUGCCCCCAGACAAGGUCUGGAAGCCGGACAUUGUGCUAUUCAACAAUGCCGAUGGUAACUACGAGGUGCGCUACAAAUCAAACGUGCUGAUCUACCCGAACGGUGAGGUACUGUGGGUACCGCCCGCCAUCUAUCAAAGCUCCUGCACGAUCGACGUCACCUACUUCCCGUUCGACCAGCAGACCUGCAUCAUGAAGUUCGGUUCGUGGACGUUCAACGGUGAUCAGGUGUCGCUAGCCCUCUACAACAACAAGAACUUCGUCGACCUGUCCGACUACUGGAAGUCGGGCACGUGGGACAUCAUCGAAGUGCCCGCCUACCUCAACGUGUACGAGGGCAACCCGACCGAGACGGACAUCACGUUCUACAUCAUUAUCCGGCGCAAGACGCUCUUCUACACGGUCAACUUGAUACUGCCCACCGUGCUGAUCUCGUUCUUGUGCGUGCUCGUCUUCUACCUGCCUGCCGAGGCGGGUGAAAAGGUGACGCUCGGCAUCAGCAUUCUCCUGUCACUGGUUGUGUUUCUCUUGCUGGUGUCGAAAAUUUUGCCACCCACCUCGCUGGUGCUGCCACUGAUCGCCAAGUAUCUGCUGUUCACCUUCAUCAUGAACACGGUCUCGAUCUUGGUGACGGUCAUCAUCAUCAACUGGAACUUCCGCGGUCCGCGCACGCACCGGAUGCCGAUGUGGAUCCGGUCCGUCUUUCUGCACUAUCUGCCCGCGAUGCUGCUGAUGAAGCGCCCGCGCAAGACGCGCCUGCGCUGGAUGAUGGAGAUGCCGGGCAUGAGCGUGCCGCCGCAACCACACACCCACCCGUCGUAUGGGUCGCCCGCCGAGAUACCGAAGCACAUUAGUGCGCUCGGCGCGAAGCAGUCGAAGAUGGAGGUGAUGGAACUGUCCGAUCUACACCAUCCGAACUGCAAGAUGAACCGGAAGCUGAACAGUGGCGAUCUCGGCAUCGGCGCGGAUAGCUGCCGCCGGGAGAGCGAAAGCUCUGACUCAAUCUUGCUGUCGCCCGAGGCUAGUAAGGCGACCGAGGCAGUCGAGUUCAUAGCCGAGCAUCUGCGCAACGAAGAUCUGUACAUACAGACACGGGAGGAUUGGAAGUACGUCGCGAUGGUGAUCGAUCGGUUGCAGCUUUACAUUUUCUUCAUCGUCACCACGGCCGGCACGGUCGGUAUACUGAUGGAUGCGCCGCACAUCUUCGAGUACGUCGAUCAGGACCGCAUCAUCGAGAUCUACCGUGGCAAGUAAAGGACAGGGGCAUGCAUCCAACAACCACACAAAUGGACACACACACACACACACACACACACACACACACACACACACACACACACACACACACACACACACACA
This is a messenger RNA of Anopheles merus, 2614 nucleotides long. It is a transcript of the gene nAChRbeta1, whose product is annotated as acetylcholine receptor subunit beta-like 1. Gene Ontology annotation, biological process: regulation of membrane potential; nervous system process; signal transduction. Gene Ontology annotation, cellular component: synapse; postsynaptic membrane; neuron projection. The coding region runs from base 950 to 2509 and encodes 519 amino acids. The record is from RefSeq and is a predicted model, not a curated record. NCBI's taxonomy places the organism in Eukaryota, Metazoa, Arthropoda, Insecta, Diptera, Culicidae. The transcript has 6 exons. Gene Ontology annotation, molecular function: acetylcholine-gated monoatomic cation-selective channel activity; transmembrane signaling receptor activity.